Bacidia gigantensis is the source of this 597-nucleotide messenger RNA. RefSeq lists its product as uncharacterized. Lineage: Eukaryota; Fungi; Ascomycota; Lecanoromycetes; Lecanorales; Ramalinaceae. The record is from RefSeq and is a predicted model, not a curated record. Gene Ontology annotation, cellular component: prefoldin complex; cytoplasm. The transcript is spliced from 4 exons. Gene Ontology annotation, biological process: protein folding. Gene Ontology annotation, molecular function: protein folding chaperone. Bases 1 to 597 code for a protein of 198 amino acids.
AUGGCACAAAAUCAGGCCAAUCUAAAACGACAGCAAGAUCUUCAGCAACAAUAUACUAACUACAAGAAUAACCUUCAGCAACUUGCUCAGAAGAUCGGUGAUAUCGAGCAGGAUGCAGAAGAACAUAAGCUAGUCCUCGAAACUUUAGACCCCCUCCCCUCAGAUCGAAAAUGUUUUCGAAUGAUUAAUGGGGUUUUGGUGGAGAGGACUGUUAAGGACGUUAAGCCCGCUUUAGAAACGAACUCGGAAGGUCUGAAGAAAGUACUCGAAGAAUUAUUAAAACAAUACAAGAAGCAACAAGAUGAAAUGGAGAAAUGGAAGCCACAUCUUUUGCUUCACGGUCCGUCACACUCGGGCGUCGAACUCGGCCCAGCCCAGGGAUACAUUAUGUCUGAUUCCCCUCCCAAAGAUGGAGAGGGCGCAGGAGACGCUACACCAGACAACUCAGAUCAAAUGGACCGCGCAGAAGGGGCACAACCGCCCGAAACAUAUGAUUUCGACGUAAAGGAACAGGAUAGGUGGCUACCGAUAGCAAAUGGUUGGUCUGCAAAAUCUCCUAAUUGUCAAUUUCCCUUUGCGGCAGUCCGUCUUGUAUGA